Molecule: messenger RNA, 2064 nt
Organism: Dicrocoelium dendriticum
Lineage: Eukaryota; Metazoa; Platyhelminthes; Trematoda; Plagiorchiida; Dicrocoeliidae
Source: the annotation of a GenBank genome assembly
GGAAAACAACCUUUUAGGGUUCACUUAAUACGGACUGGUAGAACACUACCUACCACUACUCGACACGUCACUAGUCUGACCUUGUCUACAAUUAUCGCCAUAGCUGUUGUUCUUGUCCUUGAUCUAAUGAACUGGUUUAGUGGAUCUACUUCAGAUGCAGUUCGAAGCGUUCGGGAGCAUUGCAAAAAGCUACUCGUAUUUGUUAAAGGCGACGACGAUGCCUCGAAGAUUGUUGAUGAUCACUUCACUGCGGACGUAGCUGCCGUGUGCAGCAACUUUGUCUGUCUUCGUCUGGAUUCGUUAUCAGAGGCAGCGACUCAGUUCUCCGCCGUAUAUCCGGUCAAGACAAUCCCAUGCCUAUGUCUGAUUGCUUCCACUGGGGAAGUUAUCGACGUGAAAUCCGGCGAUACUAGUAAAAACGACUUACUUGAAUGGCUAUCCAAGCACAGUCAAGAACACGUGAACUCCACUCACGACUUCAGACCCCAGCUGUCAUCUGAACCUGAAUCCACUUCAUCUGGGCCCCCACCCACCGCCUCAUCAAUGCUUGCCUCACCUAUGCCAACUCCCCUUGAAGAUCGUACACAGCAUGCACGCCAAUUAGUGGAAGAAAAACGCCAUGAACGUUUAGCUCAGGAAGAGAUAAAGCUUCGGGACGAGGAAAUCAACCGACGUGUAUUGGGGAAGACUAUGCAAGACUUUAAAGAACGCCAGAGAGCGCGAGAAGUGGAUGAAAUGUUACUUGAGCGCCGCAAAGAUGAGGCGGAAAAGCGCCGAUUACGCGAUUAUUUGCGGCAACAAAUUGAGGAUGAUCGACGCGCUAAGCAAGAACGAGCCGGCUUCUCGGGUUCACUGGAUUCCAGUCCACCAAAAAUCUUCAAGGCAGAUGAACCCAAGGCAUGCACAAGAUUUCCGAAAGCUCGUCUGCAACUUCGGUUCAUCGACGGUGGCCAUGUUGUUGGAUGUUUCCCCACUACUGCCACUUUGGCCGGCGAAAUUAGAAACUGGCUUCAGGAUUUGGCUCAGAACAAUCAACAUGGCACUAUUGAUUUCCCUUGUGUAGACGAUUCCCUACGUACCAAACUCGCCGUUUUGGUCGCUCAAGGGUAUCGCUUCCGACAACUACAUCCUGCAAGACUGUUCGAUCCCGAAGACGAAACGAGGACCGUCGCAGAUCUGGAACUUUGCCCUUCGGCCGUCCUGGUACUUGUUCCAAGCACCUCUCGAUACCCUGCAUCAGUUCAAGGAACUGCUGGUGGCUUAGUCUCACGGUUAUAUUCCUUUGUGAGCACCAGUCUUCACAGCGUCUAUUCAUAUACCACUUGGGUUUUUUACGGUGUUUGGUCCUUCGGGUCGUCAUUCUUUGCAACUGCUCGUCCGUAUUCGAUCGCCCCUUCGCAACUCGCCCCUACUCCAUCCUCACCAAGUAGCUCUGCGACGUCUACAGUAUCAAAAUCCGGCCUACCCGUCGAAAACCGCUCUGUUCGCCGCCAGGGUAAUAUGGCUCGCUUAUCUCACUUACCUGAUGACUCAGACGAUGAACAGGCACGAUGGAACGGAAAUUCCACCGCGCAACUGUAGAACUCUGUUGUGCACCUUCAUGCGCAUGCAUUCUCGAACUGGCUGUUCUUUUCUUCAUCUUUUUCCUUCAUAUUUUCGCUCCUCCCGAUCCAGAUAUUGCAGGUCUGGUGUUCCGAGUCUACCUUUUCUCCGAACUGAUCAUUUGCACUUGUUAUCAAGACCGUGCCUAUUCAUGCUGCUGUUUCGAAAAGUUUUUACGCUGCUGUACUUGAGAUGAUAUUUGACCAUUUUAUUUCUACUUCAUCUUAACUUUAUCCUUUUUUGCGUUCGUGGUUGUGUACAUUUUGAUGAACACACACUUCUAAACGAACAGCCUCUGAUGAACGAUUCAGUAGUUACCCUGUCAGUGAUCGUUGCGUUGAAAUACACGUUCAACAACUUCCCCGUUUGCGGGUUAACGGCUCUUGUUUUUAUUCCCUUUGUGCUCAAGGGAGUUAUUUUAUCCAUCUUCAAGCAAAAAUAAAGUCCUGUAUUGCGUCUUCA